Messenger RNA from Osmerus eperlanus (European smelt), 3095 nucleotides. RefSeq names its product elongation factor RNA polymerase II (gene ell). Lineage: Eukaryota; Metazoa; Chordata; Actinopteri; Osmeriformes; Osmeridae. The coding region runs from base 223 to 2106 and encodes 627 amino acids. The record is from RefSeq and is a predicted model, not a curated record. Gene Ontology annotation, molecular function: cis-regulatory region sequence-specific DNA binding. Gene Ontology annotation, biological process: snRNA transcription by RNA polymerase II; transcription elongation by RNA polymerase II; positive regulation of transcription elongation by RNA polymerase II. The transcript is spliced from 13 exons. Gene Ontology annotation, cellular component: transcription elongation factor complex.
AUUCAAAUGCACCCACAAAGUAUUUGUAGCUAUUUGUGCGUUUACGUUAACAUAAGCGUAUAGUUUUGACAUACAAGCAACCUGUUUGUUACAAGUUGUAGACAAGUUUUUUUUUUUUUUAUCGUUGUGACCUCAUCGCGUACUGAUCGUGUGAUGAAUAUUCAUUGAAAGUUCUUCAGCUUUUACGACAGAGAGCGUGAGCGUGGUGGAAAUCGUAGGAAGAUGGCGGCGUUGAAGGAGGAGCAGAGCUACGGGCUGUCCUGUGGACGAGUGAGCAAUGGCAGCAAUGUAUCCGUUUUUCACGUCAAACUCACUGACAGCGCCUUAAAAGCCUUUGAAGGUUAUCAGAGCAGCAAGGGCCUGACCUCACCACUCAUCCGCUUCACCGGAAACCAAGGAAAAAUCGUAAUCCCUCGAUCGGAGAACCCCAGUGAGCUGCAGACGUUUACCUUCUACCUGUCCAACGUGGGCCGGGACAACCCCCAGGGCAGCUUCGAUUGCAUCCAGCAGUACAUCACCAGUGAGGGCGGUGUGCAGCUGGACUGUGUGGGAGGCAUCCAGGACAAGCUGACGGUGUGCGCUACAGACGACUCGUACCAGAAGGCCCGUCAGAGCAUGGCCCAGGCCGAGGAGGAGACGCGCAGCAGGGGGGCCAUCGUCAUCAAGCCUGGAGGCCGCUACCUGGGUAAGAAGGUUCAGAUCCGCAAGCCGGCCCCGGGGCUGUCGGAUGUGGCCCCCUCCAGGCGAACCUCUCGGCCAGUCAUCAUCUCCAGCAGCACCGGCAAGAAGGUCGCCACGACGACGCAGCCCCGCCCACUGAGGGAGCGGCUGACUCACCUGCUGGCUCUGAAGCCGUACAGGAAGCCAGAACUGGUGCUGAGGCUGCAGAAGGACGGCCUCUCUCCUCUGGACAAGGAUGCUCUGGACGGGCUGCUGCAGCAGGUGGCUAACUUGAGCGGGAGAGACAACACGUUCACCUUGAAGGAGGCUCUGUUCAGGGAGGUGCAGAGAGACUGGGCCGGCUACUCUGAGGGGGAUCAACAGCUGCUCAGGCGCAUCCUGGUCCGGAAACUGUGCCAGGCCCAGAGCAGUACAGUCCCUCCCCCAGAGCCCCCCCCCAGCCCCCCCAAGGAGCCCCCCAACAGCUCCCCCUCACAGAAACGCCCUGCGUCUGAGUUCAUAGACCCCCUGGCCAAUAAGAAGCCCAGGAUAUCUCACCUGGCCAGCAAGGCCACGGCCGGGACGAUCAACGGCAAGCUGAACGGGAAGGAGGCGGGUGGCGGCGCAGAGGGCGUGACAUCAUCAUCGUGCGCCCCGGGCCCCCUGCUGGAGCUGACCCGCCCCUUUGAGCCUCUCUCUGACGUCAGCAACGACUCCAGCCACAACGGCAGAGACCCCGACCCCCUGGAGGCCGUGGCUGAGAGGCUGAGCCAGCCCCCAGGCCCCCCUGCCCCCCCUGCCCCCCCUGGCCUGGCCUGUUCCUCCCCGGGACACCCCGCACCAGAGCCCCCCCGCACCAGCACCCCCCCCCUCCACGGCAAGUCCAAGAAGAAGUCCAAGAAACACAAAGACAAAGACAAGAAGGAGAGAGAGAGGGAGAGAGAGAAGGAGAGGGAGUGUGUAUCGGACCCUAAGAGGCCUUGUGAUGUAAUUUCCUCCAGCCCUGAAAAUCUCAAGAGCACCAGUAUUCCACACAGGAGCACAGAUGUGAACGGCGUGUGUGACAGUGCCAGUGUGCCCUCUUCAUCCUCCUACACGGCUGAUUACCUAACGAAGUACAGAGUGGUAGUAUCUCCAGAGCAGCGGCAGCUCUAUAAGAAUGACUUCAACAGUGAGUACUCUGAGUACAGAGGUCUGCAUGCCCGCAUCGAGGGCAUCACCCGCCAGUUCAGCCUGCUGGACACCCAGCUCAAACAGUUGCCCCAGGGAACCGACAAGUACAAGACGAUCCACAAUCAGAUCCUGCAGGAGUAUCGCAAGAUUAAAAAGACGAACCCAAACUAUAUCCAAGAGAAGAAUCGCUGUGAAUACCUACACAACAAACUGGCACAUAUAAAGAGACUGAUAGCAGAAUACGACCAUCAGCAGCUUCAGGACUGGCACUAGACUCCUCCCUCCUGCUGCUUCUCCUGCAGGUGUGGAGGAGGUGUGGAGGAGGUGUGGAGGAGGUGGGGAGGCCGUAUUGCUCUGGUGGAGUCAUCGCCCUCGAGUUCCAGACUUCAUCUCCUUUCAUCCCCUCCUUCCUCUCGUUUUGGAAGACUGGCGUGUUUAACCUGACACACACUCUCACACACACAGUCUCUUACAGUGUUGGAUGCCAGAUGAUGUGUGGUCUGUCUCUCUGCUGCACGUACCACCCCCCGUGUGUGUGUUCAGGGAGGAGGGGGUGGAGUGAGCAGGUGAUGUGUUGAGAACAGGAAGCAGGAAGCUGUUGUCAAGGACGUCUGCUAUGAUGGGUCCUGUACUGACAUGGAAGGUUCACAAGCUGAACUCAGUUUCACCAUGUUUAUUUUCCUCUGGCUUUUUAUUUAUUAUCUUAUUUUUGGUGGCUAAAGAAGGGGCUUCCUCCAUGGUGUGAGAGGGGGGGCUUCCUCCAUGGUGUGAGAGGGGGGGCUUCCUCCAUGGUGUGAGAGGGGGGGCUUCCUCCAUGGUGUGAGAGGGGGGGCUUCCUCCAUGGUGUGAGAGGGGGGGCUUCCUCCAUGGUGUGAGAGGGGAACUUGAUUACCCCCCUCCCUCCCCCCCCCCCCAGUCUGUGGGUGUCUGGGCCCUCUGGUGCAGGUCAUCACUGUAAUGAUCCUGUCUGAGAGAUGGAGCGGCUCUGAGAGAUGGAGCGGCUCUGAUGCAGAGAACACUUCCAGAUCUGCUUCUCAAGCGUCCUCUACUAAUGUCUUAACAUGGGAGGGGGUUUAGCCUUGGAUGGAUUAACCUGGGAUGGAUUAACCUGGGAUAGGGAGUCUUAACUAGAUGCAUGUGGCUGGAGGUGGUCCUGUCUCUUUCUCUAACCUCCCUCUCUCCUCUCUUUCUCUAACCUCCCUCUCUCCUCUCUCUCCUCUCUUUCUCUAACCUCUCUCUCUCCUCUCUUUCUCUAACCUCCC